Molecule: messenger RNA, 2361 nt
Organism: Colletotrichum destructivum
Lineage: Eukaryota; Fungi; Ascomycota; Sordariomycetes; Glomerellales; Glomerellaceae
Product: Putative NUDIX hydrolase domain, NADH pyrophosphatase-like, Zinc ribbon, NADH pyrophosphatase
Exons: 4
Coding region: 970-2361 (463 amino acids)
Biological process (GO): NADP+ catabolic process; NAD+ catabolic process
Cellular component (GO): cytosol; peroxisome
Molecular function (GO): NADH pyrophosphatase activity; metal ion binding
Source: RefSeq, a predicted model, not a curated record
AGCACAGCGACAACGACAUGACUAAGCUUUUCCUGUCCCCCAUGCCUGUACCUCGGCAAGAUCUCUUUCCUGGGCGAUUUCGGGGGCCAAGUCAAGUGGAUAAGCUUAAGUGAGCCCUCUGAUCCAUCAUCUCACUCAUAUCUGAUGUGUCGCAAUGGCACCUGUCCAUGGGUCCCCGUUACGGUAUCUCUCACAAACCCUUCAGCAUUUCCUGGAGGCAGUUGGUGCACAGAGUUGAGUCCGCCUCUAGGCAUACUUGCCACCAGCAAUGACAGAUAGUGGAUGCUGGAGAGAGAUUCGUUAAUGAAUGGAGGCCAAUCGCGGGGGUAGCUAUUGACAACAUUUGGUUCAGGUUGGGUCUGCUUAUUUAUUGUCUUAUUCCAGGGAUUCGAUUCAAUCUCUUGCUUCCGUUCACUCGAUUCCUCUCGUCCGGUCUCUCGACAGUCCAGCGCGCCUAUCGCAUGACGACACCCGUAGCGGCUGCCGGACGCUUCUCCCAUUGGCUCCGAACGCCGCGACAAUUCCGGGCCAUUUGAAUGACAAGUCGAUGUGUCGUCGUGUCGAGCCUUUCUUGUCCGCACGGUUUCUCUCGGUCUGUGACAGGGGAUCUGCCGGGGGCUCCAUUUAUCGGAGCUCGGCAGCGAGUCGCCAUUCACCGUGACGGCUCCAUUAACGGGUCUCUCUCUACCCCAUCUUAUUCCUCCUAUCCCCGUUCCCCGACAAACUGAUUAAUCAGCCAUAGAGUCCGCCUCCGCCACCACUGCACGUCUUUUGAUAUCCCACACUGGAAGAUAUCGCAAACCCAUUUUCAGGUUACAUUAUCUUCGUGCUCUCCCCCUCCGGAUUUUCCUCCUUAAAAGUUCAACGCAUCGUUACAUAACCAGCACAUCGUCAACGGCCCAUCCAUUCCAAACACGUACACUGGAAACCCCGCGAUAGCUUCACCGUCACCAUCACACGAACCUCGGCAUGGGUUCUCAGGCCUGGAACUUACCCGCACCAGUCGACGAUCCCGACUCCAUGUUGUCCCGAAAGUUCGGACGGGAGACCGUCAACUACUUCGCUGGCAGCGUCCUGAACCGCGUGGGCUGGCUCCGUACCGACCACACCUUCAUCAGGGCCGCAUUUCAGUUCAAGGAGACAAAGUUCAUGCUCCUCAAGGAUCUCAGCCCUCUCACCAACGCGCCCACAAAAAUCCAGUUUGUGUCGUUCGAUGAUGUUAAGCCCCUGACCACCGAGGACCCGUUCGGCCCGUCUGAGGAAGACCUGGUCAAGAACUUCGACUCGACCGUCACUAAACCCCUCAUCAUCUUCCUGGGCCUCGACGAGAGCGCAAACGUGCCCUUUGAGUACAAGGGCCUUAAGGGCCGGCCCUGGUUCGCCGUCGAUGUGACGCCCAAGGGCUCGUAUGCCGAUGCCGCCAACCAACUUAUCGAGGCUCAGACCAGUAAGGGACACAAGUUCCUGGAAGGCAUGAGGCCCAUGACCCUCGAGCCGGACGAUGCCGGGAUUUAUGCCCAGGCCCGGUCCAUAGCGGACUGGAACACCCGCCACAAGUUUUGUGCUGGCUGCGGACAGCCGUCCUUGUCGGGCAACACUGGCUACAAGCGGCUGUGCCCUCCCACCGACCUUGCCGGCUCGGACACUCCCCGUGAAAGGGCCGAGUGUGCCACUCGCAAGGGCGUUUCUAACAUCAGCUUCCCGAGGACUGACCCGACCAUGAUCGCCGCCGUCAUUUCCGCCGAUGGCCAGAAGGUGCUCCUGGGCCGCAACAAGAGCACGCUCGCGGGCUUCAUCGAGCCCGGUGAGUCCAUCGAGGAGUCUGUCCGUCGCGAGGUCUUGGAGGAGAGCGGCGUGAGGGUCGGCCGUGUCGUCAUCCAUUCGAGUCAGCCGUGGCCGUACCCUGCAAGCCUGAUGAUUGGUGCCAUUGCGCAGGCUCUGCCCGAUGGCGAGACGAUUGAUCUGGGUAACGACCCUGAGCUGGAGGACGCAAAGUGGUAUCCCUUUGACGUCGUCAGGGAUGCACUCAAGUAUGGUGUCAGUGGUCUCGGCGACCCUGCCCCCGAGGGAUACAAGGAGGGUGGCCUCCGGCUGCCCCCUCCCAUGGCCAUUGCCAACCGGCUCUUGACUGCUGUGAACCCCCACCGCCAUAACACCGGACAGCGUGUCAGCGUCGCGGGCCCAGCACCAGCUCCCGCACCUGUCGAGCUCCAUUCCGUCCCGGCCACUUCGUCUGUCCACAUCCCGCCAAUUGCGCCGCUAUUGAAACCCUCCACCUCUCCCGCGACGCCAACUGCCCACCUUCCAACACCCUCGCGCGUCCCGUACCAUCGCAGCCGGCCUGCCCACAAGCGACCGUAG